Molecule: messenger RNA, 8490 nt
Organism: Ceratina calcarata
Lineage: Eukaryota; Metazoa; Arthropoda; Insecta; Hymenoptera; Apidae
Gene: Sptz
Product: zinc finger FYVE-type containing 26 spastizin
Exons: 6
Coding region: 580-8256 (2558 amino acids)
Biological process (GO): regulation of cytokinesis; double-strand break repair via homologous recombination; mitotic cytokinesis
Cellular component (GO): centrosome; lysosomal membrane; midbody
Molecular function (GO): phosphatidylinositol-3-phosphate binding; metal ion binding
Source: RefSeq, a predicted model, not a curated record
CUUAUGUUUAUUUAAUACUAUUCUUUGCACAGUAUACUUUAUACAACGUUUUGUAUUGAAUUUUUCGUAUCUACUGUAAGAGUAUUUUUUUUUAUAAACUUUACCCCAGUAAUAAAUACUAACGGUUUAUUCGAAAUUCAAUAAUUCCAAGGGAACAUUUCUAUUCAAACAAUUUGAUGUAGCAACGCCGGCCACCCUUGUCAUAUCCCAGCCAAUGUUCGUAUAUUGGCAUACGUACGUGUUAGUCACUAACACAUACGCACGUAACUAUCAGGAACCUGAAGUUAGUCGAUGAUUCAUGGAAAUGAGCUGCGUGAGCUGCGUGUUGCAUCUUCUUCACGUCGUUCAUUAUUUACCAACAUGAAUAAAGAAUAACACAGUACUCAUUAUCGAACGUGGUGAAUAUCGUGUGGCGUAACAUGAUCGAUCUAAAUGAUAUUUCUACGUCAAUAGGAAUAAAUUCUAUGAUGAAAGAAAGUGAUUCAUCCUGUUCUGUGUAGUUAUCAAUAUGCUGAUGUACGUGCGUGAAUCAGACAGUGCAUAUUUAUUUUUUCUACAGUUUAAAUACACGUGAAAAACAUGUCAGAGACGUUGCAAAUAAAUAAAUGUAUUCAGUCAAAAUUAUGGUACACGUCGUUAACUAUUUGUCAGGACGAUGACAGAUCUUCGCAGGUUAACAACGCAGACUUCGUUGAGGCAAAGGACUUGAUUGUAAGUCUAAUUGAUUCUCAAAGUGUAAGCCAGUCUGAAUGGAUAAUACACACGUUAUUGUGUACACUCGUGAAUCGUGUAACAUCAUUAGACGUUGACUGUAUUCGAAAAGAACAAUGUUACAUUCAAAUGAAACAAUCUCUGCAGCUAUGCAGAAACUUGUCGACGAAUUUACAAGAGAAAUUGUUAAUGAUAUACAGAGGUGGUACAGAGCAGACCACUUUAGACUUAUUUCGAACGAUACAGGAUGAAUACCUUACGUUCUUGAAGCAAAACGUUUACGACAAUCCAAUUGUCACCUGUUGGAUUCACAAUGAAUUGUUGUCAACUUGCAGCAAUAUACUAGACGAUACUGUCUCUCAGCUACAGGAUUUUUAUCCAUCUUUAAUAAAAGAGUUGUUAGAGUUCAAAUUGUCUAAACAGAAGUUGAUCGGUGACAAUUCUUUCGAACGCGUGCUACUACUCCUUAUAUCUAAAAUGAACACUUUCAAGUGUGACGAGACGACAUGGUGCACCAGGCUUUUUCCUAUGAUACUGAAAGCAAGUGAUACUCAGGAUCUUCAGCUUGCAUUAUACUCGAGAACGGAUGAACUUCUAUUCAAGAAAUGGUGUGCCUUUCUCAAUGAAGUCUAUAUGAAUUGUAGACCUAUCAAUAAUUUAAGCGAUGCAUUGAAAAUUCAGAAGGUGUUGUUUCACUUCACACCUGCUUCUGUUACUAUCAAUAAUAAUAGACUUGUAGAAAGAGUAAAUAGCAUUAAGUCACAUUGGGUAAUAGACAUAUUAAAUAUCUGUUAUACAUUAAUGAUAAACAGCAAGUACAACGAUGUUUCACGAACACUAUCUUGUCCAUUGUUAAAACCGCUUUGGCCAGUUUUGUUACUGAAACUUUUAAACGAAUGUUCACAAUGGGAAGAUGAUUUGCCCGAUGCCUGGAAACAUUACGAUCUUCUGUAUAAUUCAAUCGAAUUUUUGAUACCCAAAUGCACCAAUGAUUUAUCGCAAGACUCUGUACUUAAUCAACUGCAAGAUGUGAUUAGAAAAAAUUUGAAGAUACUAAAAUACAUUCUGGAUUCUGGAAAGGAGAAUGAAGAGAAACCUGUUGCUGAGUCUCACAGAAGAAUCUCCAUAAAAUGGAUAUUCGACUUACUGCAACAUUUCGAUACUCUUUUGGUGUUGAAAAUGACAACAAAUAUACAUGAGCAAGAGCAUAAGAGGAUAAAGAACUUGUUGGAAGACCUUCGUGAGCCGGAAAACAUUUUCAACGCGUACUGCAGCGUGUUAUAUGCUUUGAAAGCUAUCUUGUUAUGCGACAAUUACGACACAAAUAAAUCUACCAUAAAAGAGUAUUUUUCAUAUAUGAACCAUCUCGUAAAAUCGUUGCAGCCGCCCGAUUUGCGCGUUCGAGUAAUAGAAAAUAUAUUUUAUUUGAUGUUUCUACGAGACGAACACUUUGACCACGUACCCAAAAGUAAUGAUAACAGCGAUAUAGACACUUCUUACGAACAAUUAAAGUUCGACGAUAAAUGCAACGCGAAAAAACAUUUAUCAGGCUUCAUCUGCAACAAGUAUGCUGUGCGAGAUGUAUUACAUCACUUGCGUGAUAUUGUAUCAGCAACGAGGAUGGAAUACGUGGGGAUGAAAAAUGAGAAUGGAGAUACAGAAGAAAUAGAUCGAAUCGAUUCUGCAAUAACAGAUGCUAAAUGGAGAUUGGAGCUUUAUACAAAUCCGUAUUUCACAGAGUAUGCUAGUCAACCCGUUAAAGAUAGAAGUAAAACCUUUCGAACGAAGAAGCUUGUUACCAAUAAUUCCAAAGAGAGCGUACUUUCUCAUCAGGAAAGUAGUGUUUCUGACGAGUCGAAGAUUAAGUCUAACAGUAGUUCCGAUUCAGAAACUAUAAAUAAUACGAAAUGGCGAAAGCAUUCGAGAAAUCCAGUGUUAUCGGAUGGAACCAAAAACGUAAUUUACAAACCGUUGUUCGUAAACUUUUUAUUGGCAACUAAAGAAAGCUUGAUUAUUCGUUGCUUAUGGAAAAACGAUUAUACAAAGGCUCAGGAAAUUCUAGAGUCGUCUAAUAUGAAGAACACUCAACUGAAUGGAGAAGUGCAAUUUUCGAAAGCGUUGCACGCGUUUAGAAUAAAUAUACCAAAACAGGUGAACACGUUGAUAAGUACGAACGAGUCUCAAGAAAAUUCACAAUCUUCCGCGUUGGAAAACAUAAGACAAGUUGUUCAGGAAGGUAUACAGUCUUCCAGACAAACUGGCCAGUUCGAGACUUUCUUGGCUUCGCAAGAAGUCAAUCUGCGAAUGUUGUCCAUGGAAACUCUUAGUAAUUAUGAAAUAUUAACGAUAUGCGCGUUGGAUAUGGCUCUGACUGUCAGCCAGAUUUAUACGGUCUCCCUGAAUCUCUGCGAGGUUGCGAUGAAGUAUUUGAAAUUGUAUAAAACAUUUGACAACACGGAAUACGUGCAUUUUUUUCACAAGUUUUAUCAACUGUUAUACGAAAAGAAGGACGAGGCAUCCGUAGAGGAUAUACUCUGUGACGCAAAAGUUUCAUUAUCUGCGAAGGAAUACAAAGAGAAAGAGAACUUUUGGACUGAUAUUGUGAUUAGACAUGAAGAAUUCAAAGAGUCUCAAGUUAACAAAAAUACGAUUAAUAAUAUAUUGAAGGACAGGAAUCAUUUGCCUGGUUUAAAGAUAUUAUCCAAGAUAGCUACGAUCCCCCGUGGUACCAAGAAGUACAUGCAAAAUUUAUCGUCUCACUUACAACUUUUGCACGUGAUCAUUCCUACGGAACACGCAUUGUUCACUGUUUCUGAUUUAUUGAAAGUCCCGUUGCAUUAUUACAUUGGUCACCAGAUAUUCGAGCUUGAAACCGAGCCGCAUAGUCUCGAACCGAUAGCGCACGAUUUGCAAAUCAAUUUAGCGUACAGUAUCCUCACGAACGCUUGUCCUGUACUUCCUUACGAAGAGAAUGCAAGAUUCGAUACUAUUAGCAGAGAUAUCGGAUGUAUUGUUUUAAAUAAAUCAUCGAAUAUAUCGGAUCUGAAUUACAAAAUUCAAGGGCCAAACCAAUGCGUUUCAGAGAUCCUGACUGAACUCUUACAAGUUCUACACAAUUUGAAUUUGAAUCAAUCAUGUUUGACUCGUGAGACAUGUAAAAUUCUGUCGGAGCAUGCCGACGUUCGAAACGUUUUGAGCAAGACAGCUCGUCUUGUGAGCUUGGAUCUAAGCGUAUUGUCUAUGGGCGACGAAACGUUAACGUUCCUCGUGAAUACAUGGAAUCUGAUGUUCCUACACGCUGCAUUAACAGUCUGGGCGAACGAUCCUCCCUUUAAUGAGUUGCAGCACUCGAUAUCGUUAAAGUCGAUCGGUUAUUUAAUUGGCGAUUUGGGUUUGGUAACGUUGACCACGCUCAGAUCGAAAUUGUUGGGCGAUAUUAUAUCAAAUGAUCAAUUUUUUAUCGAAGUCGAGGAGCUCAAUGAACCAGCGUGGCAGGAUCUAGAUAUUACCCACGAUCCACGAGUAAUUUUUCUGAUGGCCAACGAAUACAGUGGAACACCUUAUAUAAAAAUCUGUAAUACUGAUUCGUUGAACGAAGAUUUAGCUAACGCUUUUCGCGAGUAUCUGGAUCAUUACUUGGCAAAGCGAGAAGAGAAUAUAAUUCAGUUACCGAAAAUCGUAGAACGGUAUCAGAAUUUUAUUUCUCAGAACUUUGAGUCCGAUCCUGGUAAUAAUAGUAACAGUACUUAUUCAAUAAAUGAAUACGUCGAGUUGGACGAAUCCACGACCAUCGAAUACGUUCCGCUGUCCUACUCGUACAGCAUAAUAUUGAAAUAUCAAAAACAGUCUAAUACGCAUCAUCAAAAGCAAGUGAAUGAAUACAAAACUGACUGGAAAAUUGAUAACAUAAGACCGAGCUUGUUGCAGUAUUUGGUAGGCCAGUGUUGGGUCGUCUCUUAUCUCCUACGGAGAAUACAGAACGAGAACGUUCCCGAUUUAUCUAAUCUGAAGCGCACCGCGUGCCUCGAAAAUCUCGUAACAUCACCCUGGGUGAAAGAAUUGAAAUCGUUGUUCGAAAACAAUCAAACUCUUGCCGCUAUCCUCGAGACAAUACCGAUGCCCAGGCUGUGGUCUCACUUUGAACUGAUUGCGAGAAACGCUGAAUGGGAACCCUGUUUGAAAUUAAUAAACGCUCUGCCAAGUCGUGUGGCUUUGAGCACCGAAGUACAAUGUUUCAAAGAUAAAGUUCUCGGGCAAAUAGUCACGAACAAGGACACGGAGUUAAACACGGAAAUACUACAGUACUUGUAUCAAAUCAAAGAUGUGUACACGUUGAGUGAAACGGUAUUAUACAAUAUUAACAAGUGGCACGUGAAUAUUUGUAAAAAUGUUCUACUUCAUCUGGUGCAUCACGUGGACAAUUACAAACUACCCAUGCAUUGCGUGCUGAAAUUGAUGGAGAUCUUGAGAAGAGUCCUGAUCUUUAAUAAAAUGCUUCCUUACUACAUAAUCAAAGCGAACGAAACCUGGUACGACAUCGUUUACUGCACGGGGAAGGUUGAUCCUCUACAGAUUGUUAAAUCGUUAAUGAAUGCAGAUCAAUUCGAACUGUGUUUGGAGUGGAUGGAGUGCCAAGCGUUCUCUUUAGAGAUACACCCUUUCAUAACGGAGGAGUUCUUGAUUGGCCUCUUGAAAAACGAAUCUCAAAAUUUCAACCAAACUUCAAAGUUCUUCCAGGCGCUACCUUUUGAUCAGUCGAUUAAGCUUUGUAAAGUCGUGCUGAACAAAUUAGAAUCCAUCGACUCACUGAGAUAUAUUUGUAAUUACUUAUUGCAGUACUGUAAAGCAACGGAGACAGUAAAAUAUAGAAGAACGUUAUUAGGAAUUGAAAUAUUGAGUAUGCUGGACGCUCGGGAGAGAUCAUUGUAUAUACAUCUGAUAAAAGAACCUUUACUGAUGUUGGAACAACUGUUGAUGAAUUGCAAAUUCGAGAAUAUUCAGAGGAUAUUGAGUGCGAUCGAGAACAAAUUGGAUCAAGCAGAUAUUUCACGGACCAGCUUCGACAAGAUCAUAAGAUUCUAUGCCCAGAAAUCUUUAGAUAUCCGCGUGUCUUUACAGUGCGACGCUAUUGAAAGCAAGUCUCUGAAGAAUAUUCAACAAUCUGCAUCAGAAACUGAAAAUACCGAGUUCGUUAUGCCUUUAUUCGUUCCUACUAAAGAAGAGUGGGUACCGAACGAUAAAGCGAAAAAAUGCAGUUGCUGCAAAAAUGUGAUAUUCUCGAUGUUUAAUAGAAGACACCACUGCCGCAGAUGUGGUCGCAUUAUCUGCGCGACUUGUUCUCAACACCGCAUGCAAGUAUCCGGUUACCCGCCCUCGGUGCUCGUACGCGUGUGCGACGAUUGCAAACGACAGACGAUAUUACAAGUGCAAACUUCCCAAGGGACACCGUCCACUUCCACGUUCGAUUACUGGCGAUUAACCAAAGAUCACGAGCACAACAAAACUAUCCGAGAAGAAUUCUCGUUCGAAUACGCUCCUAACAUUUCUUUAUGUCUAGCCAUUCUUAACUUACAUUCCGAGCACAAAUCGUACGCAAGCUUCUUAUUAGAUUGCUGUGACGAGAUGAGACGUCUUCUGCACCCCGUCGCCGGUGGGAAAGUAAAUCCCGAAGUGGAUCACGCUGUGAUCAUUAAAAUGAUACGUUCCCUACUAGUAGCUGCUAAAGUGAAAUGUGCCAAGCUUGGACUCAACACUGGACUAUCACAUUGCGAUAGUUCUCUCUCCCAAGUUGAUCUCAUCACCACUCUUAUUCAGUCUGACUGCGUACACUUGAUACCUUCCGACAAAGAACUGGACGAGAAAAACCAUACCUUGAGGAAACUGAGAGAUCGUCUAAUUGAGAAGGAACAGUGGACUCUCGCUUUAGAUAUGAGCACUAAGGCAGGGCUUGAUACUCAGGGCGUUUGGACGACUUGGGGCAAGGCAUGCUUGAAGGUGGGAUAUUUUGAUCAAGCACGAGACAAGUUCUUCCAUUGUCUCGACAAGGUUCAAUACGAUUCUUUCGACGAUUGGGUGAUUCUGUCGUAUCCGAGAGAAUCGGAAACCUCGAGCAAGAAAGAGACCGAAAGACUGAAUAAAAUUGAAGAGGAGAAACUGAAGAGAUCGGAGUAUUCGAAAAAUCGUCCGCUGAAAAAUCCACCGGUUCUUACGGAGAUCUUACAGAUCUUAGAUAAUCUGGGCGUGUACAAACAAUACGCGCACUAUCAAUACUCCAGCACCGCGCAAGAUUUAUUCAACACAUUCGGAAGCUUUAUCGCGAACAGGAAACAAUUCUUCGCUAAAAUUUAUUACGAAGAAAGCCUUUACUAUCUGUUAACUUACGGGAGUUACGCUUCGAUUUUAGAAUUCUUUUUGAAGCACGAAGAAUUCAACAAAUGCCUAGCGUUCACUUUGGAAAAUAAUUUAGAACCGGAGUUAUUUUUUAAUGAGAUUUAUCUAUACUGCUUGAGAAACGGGAACGUUGAAAAGCUUCACGAAGCGAUGUCGGACAAAGACCCAAGCUUGUUCGUUUGGAAAAAGUAUCUGAUACAUGUCUGUCAUAGCUUGGAAAAACGGCAAUACCUAAACAUCUUGUACCACUUGCAACUGUUCAUGAAAGACUCCGUGCGAGCUGCGAUGACAUGCGUUCGUUUCUAUAUCAACGAAGCGAGUAACUACACGGAUCUGAAAGCUAAAGCGAACUUUCUGCUCGACGCGCAGAAGCAUUUGGAGUCGGAGCUGCAAAUCGAAACUUUGAAUCGUAAGAGGAAGAAGAGCACAAGUUCUAUGCACGGCAGUCAAGGGAUUUUUACGAUGGAAAUGGAACCCUCGGAAAUAGACAAACAUAUAAAUACCAUUUCCAGGCAAAUGGAGAUUGCCAAGUUUCUGGCAAGUUGCGAGAAAGAGGGCAGAACUCCUAUUCAGUAUCUGAGACUGUUUCCAGGAAAGGAUUCUAAAACUUCGAUCACGGAAGUGCCCACGUUAUUUGGGAAUCAACAGCAAAAGAUCGAUCUGGCUGUUUUAACUAUUCUUUGCGGGUGCAACAUCGAAGAGGGAUUUGGAAUAGCGUUCAGGAUUAUGCAAGAUUAUUAUCUACCGCAGCAAAAAGUGUAUUCGUUAGCCGGACACGUAUUGACGAUGAAAAACGAUGUUCCAGCGAUACAACAAUUGAUCAAAUGUUGUCAGACAUCGGGCAUUCCAAAUUCGUAUAUAAUAUCGGAUUACGUGAUAACGCAUUGCGUAAAACUAUUAAUGAGUCGUCUGAACAAUCAAGACGAAGCAGUACUAAAAAAUGAUAUUUAUGGUCUUGUCAGACUGAUAACUGAUGUAGAACUUAAGAUAAAUGCAUAUAUCGAGUGUAAACAAUUAAAAGCAGCGUACUUAUUAGCUGUGAAAGAUUCGAGGACACAAGAUAUAAAAAAGAUUUUAAAGGAAUCUGACAGACUAGGUCAAAACGCUAUCGAAGCAAUAUGUAUAAAAUGGCUUGAACAGCAAUCAAAGAAAUAAUGUAUAUACAUAUAAAUUAUGUCUAUUAAUAAGUGAUACAAAGACAGAAGCUUGCAACACGUUUGUAUAAAUGUUCCUAAAAUGAUAUGUGAAAAGAGCAUUUAUAUUUUUUAUGAUUUUUAUAGCCUUAAACUUGAACGAAAUGUGAAUUUUGUAAUUUAUGAUAUAAACAGUAAUACAGUCCCACAAUGUAAGAAUACGAUAAUAAACCUCGAAAUGUUUAUUAUACUCAGA